Messenger RNA from Argentina anserina (silverweed cinquefoil), 849 nucleotides. RefSeq lists its product as uncharacterized. The record is from RefSeq and is a predicted model, not a curated record. The coding region runs from base 96 to 401 and encodes 101 amino acids. Lineage: Eukaryota; Viridiplantae; Streptophyta; Magnoliopsida; Rosales; Rosaceae. The transcript is spliced from 6 exons.
CCAAUUUCGCAGAAUAGAGAAAAACCUAGAAAUCACAAUUCGACGACAGACAUGGCUUCCAUAACCGCUGAGCAAUCGUGAAAUCAAAUCGCCCAAUGGUCCUAAAAUCGAAUCGCUCAAGGGUGGCAAGGUACCUGCUGCUGCUGCUGAGCCUUCACGAGAAGAAGAACCAAUUAGCACCAAGCCGGACGAGGAUCCAUCUUCCAACAAGGGCACCAGAGGGAGGGAACUACAUGAUUAUUUUGUGGAUCAUGUUCUUAGUAUCCCCCUUCCUGAUUUCCAUGAAAUACCGGCCCCAGUUUUUAAGGAGGGUAGGAAUCUCAUUAUGUCCUCUUCAUCCUCCUAAGAAGGACGGUAAGGUUCGAGGAAUGCCCCUAUUUUGUUCUGAAGAGCCCAAUUGAUCCUCCUAAAGAAGAUAGUGACUCAUGUUCCAGGCAUCGCCGUAUAGACGUUCAUGGAUAUUGCUUGUCAAGUGGUGCAUCUUAUUUUUAUAUUGUUGGUUAAUGUAAUUGUCAUCUAUAACUGAGACAUCAAUACUGACUGUGUUCUAAGGAUUUGAAAUUACAUACUCUGAUAAUAAGACAUGUUUCUAGUUCAUGUCAUUGUUAUCCUACUUUUCAUGUCAAGCAAGGAUAACAUGAAAACAUCCUAUACCACUCUAUGGCUCCGGCUCUGGCUCCAACAUUAGCUAUCAGAACAACUUUGUUUUUCUUCUGAACUAACAAUUAGUGUCACUAAUCAAAGAGGGAAAGCAUUAUUAGCUGCUGAUUUUCUUGAUAAAAUAUAUUGUAGUUGUUAAUUGGAAUGUAGUUAGUUGUUAAUCGCGGAGGUUUGCAACGUUCUCUCAGU